This is a messenger RNA of Cuscuta campestris, 864 nucleotides long. Lineage: Eukaryota; Viridiplantae; Streptophyta; Magnoliopsida; Solanales; Convolvulaceae. The record is from the annotation of a GenBank genome assembly.
CAUUUCCUUCCGAUUGGGGUUCCUCCCCGUGUCAUCCGCUCAUGUCCCCAUUCUUCAUUUCUACAGGAGUCCCCAAGAGCGGCCCGAAUUGACAAAACGGGUAAAAGGGUUUUCUGUAUUUUCCGAAGAAACUGGAAAAGAGAAAUGAUUCCGCAGCAAUGGACGCCGCCGUGUAACAAUCAAUGCACUCACAAAUACGCCAAUCUCAUGCAAAUCCCCUGGAGAGUAUUCUGCAAGAAAGGGUGUGAUUCUGAUGGGGACACUUGGGAGGAAUGCCAAGGAGAAUGUGAUGAAAUUUGCUAUAAAGAUCCAGUUUUGAAGGAUCAAAAGUGGAGUUCUUACAUUGAUCGAUCUCCCGGUGCUGUUGGCUAUUCAGAGGAAUGCUUUCGUGCUUGUGUAGCUGGCUGUGGUUACAAGUUUGAUAUACCUGAAACGGAAGUUGAAAAGAUCCGUCCGAAAAGGCCAUCAUCACUGCCAGAGAAGCCGCCACCUUGCCUUGCUCUUGAAACAAGACGACCUCAGCAACCUUGUCCAACAACUGAAGACAUUCCCGGAACUUCUGCAUAGGGAUGUCUGUCUGUGUUAUGUUAAGGUUUAUAGAUAGGACUUUAAGUAAUAGCACGCCAGUAUUGGAGCUUUUCAGCAUGCUGAUUGGAUUGAGCAUGAAGUUCCCCCACCUGGGAUGGAGGACAUCAUUACAAGGGACAAGAUAGGCGUUACCAGAAUUCGCAGAGUUACUUCUCCUGAGGAGACGAGUUAGUUCGGGGUUUCCCCCCUCCCCAUUUGAUCAAAAAAAAUAAUAGCACGCCAGUGUCCCACUAUCAUUUUCCACAGUACCUAAAUUCACGCCUUUUGACCCUUUUC